AAAGUUGUCAGCUGAGCUGGGUUGGUAGGCGAAAAUGGCGAUCUUCAGUGUGUAUGUUGUGAAUAAGGCAGGUGGACUAAUCUAUCAGUAUGAUAAUCAUGUUCCUAGAACUGAGGUCGAGAAGACCUUCAGUUUCCCCCUGGAUUUAGUCUUGAAGAUUCACGACGAGAAGGUUGUUGUCUCGUUCGGUCAACGGGAUGGUAUCAGAGUGGGCCAUGCUGUGCUGUCGAUCAAUGGCGUUGAUGUGAAUGGCAAGUUUACAGCGGAAGGCAAGGAAAUCCUUGAAUACCUGAAAGAGCCAGCCAACUAUCCUGUGUCAAUCAAAUUCGGCAGGGCUCGCCUGAGUUCUAAUGAAAAGUUGAUGCUUGCGUCAAUGUUUCAUUCGCUGUUUGCAAUUGGCUCCCAGCUGUCACCAGAGGUUGGCAGCUCUGGAAUUGAGAUGUUGGAGACUGAUGCCUUCAAACUGCACUGCUUCCAGACACUCACAGGUAUAAAGUUCAUUGUGUUGGCAGACCCCAGGCAGUCGGGUAUUGAUGCUUUGUUACGGAAGAUAUAUGAAAUCUACUCUGACUUUGCACUGAAAAAUCCCUUCUACUCUUUGGAGAUGCCAAUCAGGUGCGAACUAUUUGACCAGAAUCUGAAGGGUUCAUUGGAGAUUGCAGAGAAAGCCGGUACCUUUGGGCCUGGUUCUUAAACUGAACUAGGAACUGAGAGGGAUCAAAUACCUCAGGCCUCAGUGUUGGCAUACCUGCACAGUCACCGCAAACAUCUCAUCUCCAUCCUGUGGUUAUUCUCAUUAUCAUGGAUUUUGUUGGGAAAGAUGGCAAGAGUUGUGAACUGGGAACUUUCCAAUGGCACGGCAGAUUUGUCCUUCAAAUUUUGUGACAUUUUUGUGACAACAUUAUAAGUUGCAGUGUUGUCAAAUUAAGGUGUGCUCCCUGUCGGUGUUUUUGUUUUGUUUGGAAGGUGAACACAAAGUCUGUUAAUGUUUAUACUGACGUUUGCCUGUGCUGAAAGGUUUAUGUCAACAUAUUUCACUGUAAAUACUCUGUAACAUUCUGUCACUUUUGUACAUAAUAUAAUAAUAAUAUGC
Messenger RNA from Sardina pilchardus (European sardine), 1093 nucleotides. RefSeq names its product trafficking protein particle complex subunit 4 (gene trappc4). Gene Ontology annotation, cellular component: TRAPP complex. Gene Ontology annotation, biological process: endoplasmic reticulum to Golgi vesicle-mediated transport. Lineage: Eukaryota; Metazoa; Chordata; Actinopteri; Clupeiformes; Clupeidae. The transcript is spliced from 5 exons. Bases 35 to 694 code for a protein of 219 amino acids. The record is from RefSeq and is a predicted model, not a curated record.